Messenger RNA from Dreissena polymorpha, 2398 nucleotides. Its product is annotated as splicing factor ESS-2 homolog. Gene Ontology annotation, cellular component: catalytic step 2 spliceosome. The transcript is spliced from 7 exons. Bases 112 to 1557 code for a protein of 481 amino acids. Lineage: Eukaryota; Metazoa; Mollusca; Bivalvia; Myida; Dreissenidae. The record is from RefSeq and is a predicted model, not a curated record.
UGGAGCAGACGCCAAGAGCGUCUUAGCACUACGACUUCCGGAACGUUUGACAUAUGUAAAAUAAAUAAAUGGUUUGCUUAAAUUUUAAGCGACUUACCUUUUUAUCUCACAAUGGACCUAGCUAAAAUGUGUAGUAAGGCCUUAGUAGUGGCCAAACCGAAGGGCGCUCUGGGACCAGAAAAGAAAAAGGUCUCAGUUCUUGAUGAAGAGGAAUACACAGAGGGUAUUGAAAAGAUCAUAGAGAAAGAUUUCUUCCCCGACUUGUCGAAGAUGAAGGCACAGUCUGAAUACAUGGAAGCAAUGGAGAAGAAUGACCUAGUCAAGUUACGUGAACUAGAGCUCAGAUUCUCUAGAAGACCCAACACAGACAAAUCUAUAUAUUCGUCCCCAUCAACUUUUGAAACUCCAGAACCGGGUUCCAGACCUGAAACACAGAAACAUCCCACAGUUACCCUGACAGAGAAUAACCUGGAGAAUAUAGCAUAUGAUGAUUCAGGUCCAAAGCUACACCUGGAUUCCUUCUUAUCUCGCAACACAAGUGAAGACAAUCAAUCCUUUGGGCAGAUAUUGGCUGAAUCUGAAAAGAAGCACAGAGAAAAACAUGGAUGGCUAUUUGAAAACGAGACUAACCGAACAAAGGAGGAAAACGACCGCUUAGCCUUGCCCAAUAUUGAAACACAGGCAGCAAUAACCGAUGGCCAAGCUGGGGUGGACACUUGGAAGUAUAAAACAAGAAACGCACUCAUGUACGUUCCAGACGGAGUAGACUACAGUGCAUCUGAACUUCUUGAGUUAAAAAAGAAAAAACCUCGCAAAGUUGUUCACGAGAACACGCGUUUCAAGGAAAAUCCGUGGAACGCACUGAAGAACAGAGAAGCCAUGAAGCAGGCUGCCUCUGAUAAGGCUGUUAUGCAUUCUGGGAAAUUUGGGCAUGAUGGGAAGGAAUUGGAGGUGGCCAUGACACCAAGAGUGAACGGUUACGGGUUUGUGGCAACCCCUUCACCAGCACCGGGGGUUGAAGACUCACCAUUCAUGACUUGGGGAGAGAUUGAGGGGACACCUUUCCAGCUGACCAAUGAGACGCCACUGGUGCCGUCUGAUGCCCCCGCGUUUAAGAUUCCUGACGUUCCGAAAAGAGACCAGCUGGCAUUCCAGCUUGCAGAAAAGGCCAGCAAACAGCACAGAGAUAAGAAGGAGAAUGCCCUGAGACUGGCUUCCAGAUUUGCGAGCCCUGGCACAAGCAAAGGUUCGGCUAUCGAGAGGAUCAGUUCCUUGUCCCCUGCCGCCCAGAGACUACUGGGCUCCAAGAUUGCAGUCCGAUCUGGGACAGACAAGGCUCUCCGGGCCAGCUACAGUCCCUCUCCGACCCGGAGCCAGUCGGGGGACAAGACCCCGAAACUCACGCCCAAGACAACACCUAAAAAUAAGACGCCAUUGUUCAGUGAUUCCCCUAGUUUGACCCCUGGACAGAAACGGGAUGCAAGUGAGGCUCCAUCAUUGACUGACAAUUUGCUGAAGAUUCCAAGAAAACGGCAAAAAGCGACAGAUUUUUUCUGAGCAAUACUUUGAUAAGGUAGCAUUUUUUUGCUAAGGGAAAAGCACUUUGACAAGUGCAUUGGCAUGGUGGCCACUGCCUCAGAUCAGAACUAGAGAAGUGGGAAAACAGUGUGCUCUUGUGAUUCUGCACUUUUGUUAAUAUUACUAUACUUGUAAUUUUUGUUUAGUUAUAAUACUAGUGAUAUUGGCUAAGAACAUCAGGAAUUUUAAGCCCACCUUAAGGGAUAAGGGGAAGAAGUGGUGCAAGAUCAGAAUUGUAUGCAAGGCAAUCAUUUAUGUGUGAUGCUGCAUUAAGAUAUGUAGUAAUGUAGUGUUUCAAAGUUUAUGGCACCGUUUGCAACCAUUUUUGCAUACUUGGCAAUCCUAUAGUUAUCAGCAGAUUUGGGAAGACCUUUCCUUAAACGUAGUUUAACAAUGAUAAAUAUUAUGUUGUUCCUUGUGGAUUCAAGACUUGUGGAUUAACAAUCUGAUUAAAUGAGUGUAAGAAAGGAGUUAUGUGUGAGUCUUUAAAUUUUCAUUUUCUAGUCAUUUAUUAGAAAUAAUAUGCUUAACUAAAAAAAGGACUUUAUUUUUUCAAUAUAUUCCAAUUAUAAAUUAGUGAUUUAAUAAACUUUGCCCAGUUUAUCAAUACAUCAUACCAUGCCUGUUUGCACAUUGAAAGGUUACCAUCAAUACGCAAAAUGUAUAUAUCUUUCAUUUCUUGUUGGAUUCUUAAGGGUAUUACAAGGCGAUUGCCAAGUAAUUUAUGUGCUUUUAGUACUGAAAUACAUAGAAGAAAGUACUUUUGUUCUGUACGAGUAUGCUAUUUACCAUGCAAAUUAAUAAAUUCUCAUACUAAGUA